GCAACUAGCACGAAAUAGUUAGCRAGGCUUAUCUUCUCUGGCGGUCGGGAGAGGUAGCGACGCAGUAUUGGUAUAACGAAAAAGCUGAAAAUAUAACAGUAUUUAUGGCUCUACGUAUAUAACUCUGAAUAAGGUGUAAAUAUAAACACAAUUCGGAUAAUAGAAGUGAAUUUCCUUCGAGUUUUUGGCGCAUUAAAUGGAGGAUAAGAAGGAAGACGGAGACUCGGAAAUACAGGAACACGGACCGGAGCACUGGUUCUCAAAAUGGGAGCGGCAGUGUUUGGCCGAAGCGGAGCAGAUGGAGCCAGGCGAAGAGGAGCCGGACAACGAUCAGGAUAAACUCUGGCAUCUUUUCCAGAACUCCGCCACCGCUGUGGCACAGUUAUACAAAGACAGGGUAUGCCACCAGCAGGGCCUGUCACUGUGGGUCCCAUUUCAGAACGCUGCUACAGCAGUAACAAACCUUUACAAAGAGAGUGUGGAGGCCCAUCAGAGAAGUUUUGAUCGAGGGAUCCAGAUAGGUCACCAACGCCGAAACAAGGACAUGUUGGCCUGGGUGAAAAAGCGCAGAAGAACCAUUCGUAGGGAGGAUCUGAUCAGCUUCCUGUGCGGCAAAGCYCCACCACACAGAAGUAGCAGGACCAGCUCUCGGUUGGCCAUGGUGGCCCCCAGUCGAGCUAAUUCACCAGCUGAGACGGGCUCAUCUGUGGAAACAGACCUUCAGCCCUUCAGGGAGGCCAUAGCACUUCACGGUCUGAGUGGCGCAAUGGCGAGCAUCAGUGUGCGCUCCGGCCCUCCCAGCUCUCCCACACAUGUGAGCGGCGGCGGCAGCAACACGGGCGGAGGAAGUUCCUCCGGCUCCGGGCCGGUGUGCCGCAGCAGGCGCAACGGGCUCCAAGAUGUCGACCUGAACACUUUCAUCUCAGAGGAGAUGGCGCGACAUCUGGACCCCACAGGCUCRGCCUCCGCCGGAGGGGGAGGGACCAGGAAACGUAACUCCACCCAAUGUACUGAUGUCAUCACGGACUCCCCCACGCACAAACGCAACCGGAUGAUCUGAUGUGGGGGGGUGGGGGGGUCUUCAGAGUGGAGGCCGGGAGGAGGGUGUUCAGACAGACUUUCAGGCYCACGGGCUGAAGAUAAAGUCAUGGAUUCUUUUCUUUGUCCUUUCCUAACACUAGACGUACAAUCUACAAUCAGAAGUGUGUGUGUGCGCGCGCGUGAGAGAUAGUGGAAGGUUUGGACGACAUUGUGCAUUUCUCCGACCUCCACGAUGCAAAAAGGGGACGACACAGAUGUUUUCACUGUGUGACUCAUCGGUGCCCUUCCUCUCCCUGGACCUCACUCAUCCUCACCUGCCACCUUAAUAAGGAAGUUAGGGCCAUGAUCAAGCAGCUUCCCGCAGCAGAUGGAGUUUUGUUCGCCAAACGUUGGACCCAUCUUUGUCAAAGACUCGGCCCUUCAUAAGACAAACCUGUUUUGUUUGCCGUUACUUCAUCCUCGCAGCUCUGAGAGGUGGAGCUGAUUCACCCGGCGCCAAGAGCCAGGUGUGACCCGUUACACAUCUGUCUGCUGGGUGGACMGCACCGACAACCACCAGGAACUCAGACAAAUUGUCUGCGCACCACUCAGCUUCUUUUAUCUUUUUGUUGUAUUCACCCACCAGUGUUAAACUUCUAGGCAGGUUGCCUCCGUGCAGCAGGACAAGUCCGAGCAUCCUUUGCUUUUCUUUCUUUUUGUUGUUGUUUCAGGAGUUUUUGUGUGUACYUUCACUCAACCAAUCCACUCGCUGACUGUGACGCCCCCCUCUCCCUCCGUCUUAUGAAAGCAGCUGCUGCUUUUACGUGGUCGUGCGACGAUUCUGAUGAGUUGCAAUAAGUUUUUUUUUCUUUUCUUCUUGCACUUAGCUUUUCACCUUUAACUUCAUGCAAACAAAUCGGCUCUUCCAUCGUAUUCGGCUCGUCCGGCCCUGAACGAGGCCCGCUUGUAUUUAGGUGCUUUUAGAAGAAAGUAAAACAACAAAAAAAGAAAAACACUUUUCAGUAACUGUUUAAUAACAUUUGGUCAAAGCCGUGGAGCAUUUUUUUCUUUGUUACGUUGUGCUCCUUUGAAAUUCAGUCCUUUGAAUUAAUUUUAUUCAGACAGAUUAUAUAAUUUAUUGGGGAAUCAGUGCUGGGAAGAAAAAAUAAAUGUAUUGGCCAAACCUGCCCACCCAGCACACAAGAUAAUCUCAAAGUUUAAUGUGAAAGGGACAUGUGUGUGUGUUUAUAUUGAGUAAAACUUCAUUAUUUUGGUGCAGAACGUUGAUUUUUGGGAACAUAUUUAAUUUAUUAGUGUUGAAGACACUGCCACAAUAAAUAUGUAAAUUUGGGCAUAUUUGGCACAGAUUAGUUGGACUGAUCUCAGAUGAAUUUUUCUUUUUGUGUCUUUCAAAGUUUAUUAGAAGGAAACAGAUGAUGGUAAAGGAUUUAAAACCAAUUCCUUGAGUUUAGAUAAAUACAAAAAACAAUUAUAGUAAUAAUUCCAAUAACACAUGCAGUAGUAAGUUCUCUGUUAAAGCCCAUGGUUUGUUAAUGUCUCUUAUUUUUCCCCCCAUUUGUUGAUCUGCCUGUGCCAGUUAACAUUAUUUUUGUUGUCUAAAGUUUUAUCUUUAGUUGUGUAAAGCUUGCCAGCUUUGCCCUGCUGUUACAGUUUGGUCUCUAAUUUCAAACUUUCCAUUUUUAAUCUCAUGUUCACAAAACAGAAGUAGAGAUUUGUCAGUAAUUCAGAAUGUAGCUCUGCACCCAGAGAAACACAAUGAGACGAGAUAAACUAGUCAUUGUGAGUAAAGUGAAAAAUCCAACGGAAUGAUUCAAUGUUUCUGCAAAGAAAAAAAAAGUAACGUUUCAGUUCACUCGAUACAAAAACAACGCAGGAAAAUGAAUGGAAAAAAAAAAACAAGUGGAUGCUUUUUCAAUUGUCUUUGCAUAAAAGAAAGACUUGGAGCAGCUUUGUUUAGUUAUUUAAAGUGAGGAUGUGCUCCGAUCACAUGCAGAAAUCAGAAUCUUGAUGUUUGAUUACAAAGUUGUCCAACAGGACGAACCGUCUCUGUCCUAACUCCUGUCCAGUCUGCAGCCAUUGUCCCCCACUGGUGUUAGUGUGGUUACAGAAAAGGUGGCACUUUUGUUUUUGUUUGUUUGUUUUGUCAUCCCUCAGCCAGCCACGGCGUUCGACAGGAUUUCAAUAAGGCCGACUCUUGCCACGUGUCUCUGGAGCCAACGUACCACCGGCCGUUUCUUCAGUCUACUUUGUCAAACAAAACAARAAAUGGCUAAUCUAUAUCCUUAACAACUGAUUGUUGGUAUAAUGUAUGUGGUUCACAUUGUAAAAUAAAUAAAACCGUUGAGUUGGAA
Austrofundulus limnaeus is the source of this 3392-nucleotide messenger RNA. Its product is annotated as UPF0472 protein C16orf72 homolog. The transcript has 5 exons. The coding region runs from base 197 to 1060 and encodes 287 amino acids. The record is from RefSeq and is a predicted model, not a curated record. NCBI's taxonomy places the organism in Eukaryota, Metazoa, Chordata, Actinopteri, Cyprinodontiformes, Rivulidae.